AAUAGAAUUUUUAUUUUAUCAUCAUUAUUCAUCUCAAUGAUGCGACUUCACAAACUCUACCAUCGCCUCACUCUUCUCCCUUUCUCCCCGUUAUCAUCGCUCCCUUCGAAUCCUUCUCUUCUCCCUCCCCCACGCCUCACCUUCCGCCGCAGAAUCGCCUCCAACUUCGGCCCCAUGACCACCACCUCGCGGCUGCGCCACUUAGCACCCAUCGCUGCUCUGACUGCUGAAGACGGCGCUGCCGGAGCUUCCACCGCCACCGCCGCUACUUCCACUGAUUACGAAGAUGAAUGGACUUUAGGAUCAGGCUAUCGUGCUCCUCCACCUGAUAUCAAGGACAUUGUUGAUGCUCCACCUCUUCCUGCAUUGUCAUUUUCGCCGCUUCGGGACAAGAUUAUUUUUCUCAAGCGAAGAGCGUUACCUCCACUAGCGGAUUUGGCGAGGCCGGAGGAGAAAUUGGCUGGUAUACGUAUUGAUGGAAGAUCCAAUUCGAGGAGUCGUAUGUCAUUUUACACUGGUAUAGGGAUUCAUACAAUUCUCCCUGAUGGAACAUUAGGGCCAGAGACAGGGGUGCACGGUUUCCCUGAUGGUGCAAAGAUCAAUUUUGUUACUUGGUCACCUGAUGGUCAGCAUAUAGCCUUUAGCAUUCGUGGGGAUGAGGUUGACGAGGACAGUGAUAGCAGUAAAAUCAGAGUGUGGAUUGCAGAUUUGGAAACAGGGAAAGCUAGGCCUUUGUUUCAGUCACCUAAUGUACAUCUGAAUGCUAUUUUUGACAAUUAUGUUUGGGUAGGUAACUCUUCAUUGUUAGUUUGCACGAUCCCACUAUCUCGUGGAGCUCCACCAAAGAAACCUUUGGUUCCUGCUGGCCCAAAAAUUCAAUCUAACGAGCAGAAAACCAUUAUUCAAGUAAGAACGUUCCAGGAUUUGCUGAAGGAUGAAUACGAUGAGGAUUUGUUUGACUACUAUGCAACCUCACAGCUUGUUUUAGUUUCUUUGGAUGGUACAACAAAGGAUAUUGGCCCACCAGCUGUAUAUACCUCUAUGGACCCUUCCCCAGAUCAUAAGUACACUUUGAUCAGUUCAAUACACAGGCCAUACUCUUUUAUUGUCCCUUGUGGAAGAUUUCCAAAGAAAAUACAGUUAUGGAGUGCUGAUGGAAAAUUUGUCAGGGAGCUUUGUGACUUGCCCCUUGCUGAGGACAUUCCAAUUGCAUUCAGCAGUGUGCGUAAAGGGAUGCGUUCCCUUAAUUGGAGAUCUGACAAGCCAUCAACACUUUACUGGGUAGAAACUCAAGAUGGAGGUGAUGCAAAGGUGGAAGUUUCUCCCCGUGAUAUAAUUUAUACACAGCCUGCUGAAUCUUCAGAAGAUGAACAGCCAGUGGUAUUACACAAGCUUGAUCUUCGAUAUGGAGGGAUUUCUUGGUCUGAUGAUUCAUUGGCUUUGGUAUAUGAAUCUUGGUAUAAAACACGGCGAGUAAGGACAUGGGUUGUCUCUCCUGGAUCCAAAGAUGUGGCUCCACGCAUCCUAUUUGAUCGAUCUUCAGAAGAUGUGUACUCCGAUCCUGGCUCUCCCAUGAUGCGGAGGACUCAAGCUGGGACGUACGUUAUUGCCAAGAUAAAGAAGGAAAGUGAUGAAGGAAGAUAUAUUAUACUGAAUGGAACUGGUGCUACACCAGAAGGGAACAUCCCAUUCCUUGAUCUGUUUGACAUAAAUACAGGUAAUAAGGAACGGAUCUGGGAGAGCAAAAAGGAAAAGUAUUAUGAGACUGUUGUUGCUCUAAUGUCUGAUCAAGAGGAAGGGGAUUUGCAUUUAGAUAAGCUGAAAAUACUGACUUCAAAAGAGUCAAAAACUGAAAACACCCAGUAUUACUUUGUUAGCUGGCCAGAUAAAAAAAUAGUUAAAAUUACAAAUUUCCCUCAUCCAUACCCUCAGCUUGCAUCAUUGCAGAAAGAGAUGAUCAGGUAUCAAAGAAAAGAUGGGGUUCAACUUACUGCUACAUUAUACCUGCCACCUGGUUACAAUCCAUCAACAGAUGGCCCUUUGCCAUGUCUGGUUUGGUCAUACCCAGGAGAGUUUAAGAGCAAAGAUGCUGCUGGACAAGUUCGUGGUUCUCCAAAUGAAUUUUCUGGUAUAGGUCCCACAUCGGCCCUUCUUUGGUUGGCUAGAAGGUUUGCAAUUCUAUCUGGGCCUACCAUUCCAAUUAUUGGUGAGGGUGAUGAAGAGGCAAAUGAUAGGUAUGUAGAGCAAUUAGUUGCAAGUGCAGAGGCUGCAGUGGAGGAAGUCAUUCGGCGUGGGGUAGCUCAUCCAAACAAAAUUGCUGUUGGUGGCCAUUCCUAUGGUGCGUUCAUGACUGCCAACCUCUUGGCACACGCACCUCAUCUUUUCUGUUGUGGUAUUGCUCGUUCUGGUGCUUACAACAGAACACUUACUCCUUUUGGUUUUCAGAAUGAAGACAGGACUCUUUGGGAGGCUACUAGUACUUAUGUAGAAAUGAGUCCUUUCAUGUCAGCUAAUAAAAUUAAGAAGCCUAUAUUGCUGAUACAUGGGGAAGAGGAUAAUAACUCAGGAACAUUAACCAUGCAGUCAGACAGGUUUUUCAACGCUUUGAAGGGUCAUGGUGCUCUUUCUCGACUGGUGAUACUGCCUUUUGAGAGCCAUGGUUACACUGCCAGAGAAAGCAUCAUGCAUGUCCUUUGGGAAACAGAUAGAUGGCUGCAUAAAUAUUGCGUGUCAAAUAGUUCUGAUAAUACUGACGCAGUCAAAGAAAACCCCAGUAAAGGAACUACGGAUGCUGAAAGCAAAGUAGUUGCAGCUAGUGGAGGUGGCAGCACAGAAGAGUCUGACCCAGAGUAUGAAGAAUUUCGUUCUCUGCCAAGGUCAUCCUUGUGAAGAAAUCUCUGGUCUUUCGACCGCGAAGGACUAGGAUUGAAGCAUCCAAAUGAUGCAUGUGGAGGACAGAUCAGCUAGGCGGCCUUCAUUGUGAGACUGGAACUCGUGCAAAUUGUCAGGGAGAUCAAACGCAUUCCAUACUGGGAUGUAGUCCUUUAAAAGCUUCUAUACCAAUAAACUAUAGUAGCAUUACUGGCCCAUUGACAAGUUUGCCAAAUUAUAUAUAUCUUCAUGGCUUCACCCGGAUAUUUCAUCAUCCGUUGCCCGUAUAUUCAGAAGGGUCCUUAGUGGCGUUGCCGAAUAAUUUGACAAAGAUAUUUAAAUAUACUUGAGGAAUAACCAAGCUAGUAAUGUAUUCUUUCUAUAUAGUCUUGGGCAUGUGGCCAUGUGGGCUUGCUAUCGAUCUUGCCUUCCUAGUUUUGUACUUGUGAUUCAUUUGAUUGCAUCUGCGAUUUAUUUUGGCCCCAGGUCAAACGAGGUUGCCAGGUUGAUGUGAUAUUUUAACAGUUUUGGAGGGAUCAAAAGUGAUGCAAGAAGGAUACCCUUUAACUGAUUAGGCCUCCACAUGGGCUGGUUAUUAGGUAAAACAUGAGUCAUAUAAGUAAAUGAUAUUACUUAUUUAUCCUUA
Molecule: messenger RNA, 3517 nt
Organism: Lotus japonicus
Lineage: Eukaryota; Viridiplantae; Streptophyta; Magnoliopsida; Fabales; Fabaceae
Product: probable glutamyl endopeptidase, chloroplastic
Exons: 11
Coding region: 37-2889 (950 amino acids)
Biological process (GO): proteolysis
Molecular function (GO): serine-type endopeptidase activity
Source: RefSeq, a predicted model, not a curated record